AUGUCCGUUAAAGUAAACAUAAACACAAAAAGAGAUUGUGAGACUGGUAUAAAUUACUGUGAAUGGAAAAAGACUAUUAAAGUCUCUGGUUGGAGUCAAGCAUGCUCUAGCCCACUGAAUCGGAUUUGGCGAAACUUCUUUAAAGUCGCCUGUCAUUUAUGUUACCAGUCCUUUCAGCUCUUCUACAUGCGUAUAAUUAAGCUGGCUGGAUUCAACUUAGGAGUGUGCGAUAAUAGAUGCACUCGACACAUCAUCCUUAUUAAAAUUUUAGAGUUCGUUGUAAAUAAUGCUUUAAUUAAAAAAUGUUUUCUUCUAGUGGAUACCUCCAAACUGUGGUCAGGUUUUAAAGUUAUUAUAAAAAUGACGCAUUCAAAUUUAAGUCCAUCCUGUAUGCACUGGAAUUAUUCACAACCAAACAAAUGGAUUCCUUUUCGCAUCUUUCGAGCCCUCAGAUAA
Molecule: messenger RNA, 456 nt
Organism: Echinococcus granulosus
Lineage: Eukaryota; Metazoa; Platyhelminthes; Cestoda; Cyclophyllidea; Taeniidae
Exons: 4
Coding region: 1-456 (151 amino acids)
Source: RefSeq, a predicted model, not a curated record